Messenger RNA from Hymenoscyphus albidus, 1096 nucleotides. The record is from the annotation of a GenBank genome assembly. NCBI's taxonomy places the organism in Eukaryota, Fungi, Ascomycota, Leotiomycetes, Helotiales, Helotiaceae.
ACCCCUCCAAAAAUCAAUAAAUCUUUCCCCUCAAUGAGUGACGAACAACAACCCAACGAUCCUCCAAUCUUCAAACACUUGAGCCCAAAGACUCAAGGUUAUCUACGAGCUGCCAAUAAACACCGAGAAGAACAAGUAUCACUUCCAACCGCAGACAUGUCUGACGAACAAACGUAAGUAUCUACCACCAAUCCACAACUGAGGGGUAUAUUUGGGCGAUAAAAACUGACAAAAUCAACAGCUUCAUUGCCAUCAAGCCUGAUGGAGUUCAGGUACGACACCGAUAACACGAACAACUACAAGAACUCCCAACUGAUUGUCAAUACAGCGUGGACUCAUUGGCCCAAUCAUCUCCCGAUUCGAGGCCCGAGGGUGAGUUUCCGUUGCCUUUCCAUUGAGAGUAAUCCCAACUGACGGAUGUCUCUAGAUACAAACUCGCUGCCAUCAAGUUGAUGACUGCUUCCCAAGAGCACCUCGAGAAGCACUGUAAGUUCACUCAGCCCCCCUUUUUUCCUCGAAUCAUCCGAAUCAACAGCUAAUCGCCGACUACAGACGAGGAUCUCUCCUCCAAGCCAUUCUUCCCAGGACUCAUCAAGUGUAUGCUUAUCCAUCCUCAAGCAUACUCCGCACAUACCUAACAUUGAAUAGACAUGGGAAGCGGACCAAUAUGUGCUAUGGUCUGGGAGGGUCGUGACGCUGUCAAGACCGGCCGUGGUAAGUACACCUCGCCACCGUGUUUCAUCACCUCUAACAAUCUUCAGUUCUCCUCGGUGCCACCAACCCUCUCGCAUCCGCCCCAGGUACCAUCCGUGGUGACUACGCCAUCGAUGUCGGACGCAACGUCUGCCACGGUUCCGACAGCGUCGAGAACGCCAAGAAGGAGAUCGCUCUCUGGUUCAAGGAGGGUGAGGUCCAAUCAUGGAAGUCCGCUCAACACGACUGGGUCUACGAGAAGUAGAUUUCUUCUACCCAGCCAUACACAAACAUAAAAGUUAGCAUGGCGGAUAUCGGAAAUUUUGGUGGAUGAUAUCCCCAGGUGGUAAAUAUGGAGCAAAAGGAAGCAGACAUGAAAAUUGAUUAGCCCUUUUUGUGAUGA